AUGCCCGAGAGGACAGUGACACAUAGACUCUUAUUGAAGAAUGCGCCGUGGACAAUGAUAUCGGCCAGGGUGGAGGACAACCUACGACCACUGCCCUGGACAGUCGACGUGCAGACGCAGACCGACCAACUGAUGGAAGCGAAACGUUGGUGGACAAAGGAUUUAACACGCCUUCGGCGGACUUACAAAUUCUGGCGAAACCAAGCCAGGAUACAACGGCGCGCAGGCCGGUGGAGGCCGGACCUCGAAACUCGAGCCAAAGUUGCAUCCAAGGAAUACCACGAUUGGAUUCGGAAGCAGAAGAAAGCCCACUGGGACGAAUUUCUAGCAGAAGAUGCUAACAUCUGGAAGGCAGCCAGCUACCUUCAGCCGAGCAAGGGGGCCAUGGACGACAAGGUGCCACCGUUGAAGAAGAAAGACGGGUCGAUGACCAAAGACAGCAUGGAACAGGCAAAGGAGCUGCUUGGGACAUUUCCCCCGCCCCUCCCGGAAUGGAUUGAAACAGAAGACCGACGAUCGCGGCGCGCGGCCUUGUCAAUGCCGGACCUCACGCUGGUAGAAAUCGAGAAGGUACUGGCGGCGAAACCUUGGAAGGCUCCAGGUGAGGAUGGUUUGCCGGCCAUGGUGUGGAGGCGCCUGUGGCCAGUAGUGAAGCAUCGAGUUUGGACUCUUUUCGACCGCUCGCUCCGAGAUGGCGUUGUACCGCACCAGUGGAAAAGUGCCAGGAUUAUCCCCCUCAAGAAGCCGGACAAAGGAGACUACACAGUAGCUAAAGCCUGGCGACCAAUAUCACUCCUGUCAACAUUAGGCAAAAUAAUGGAAGCAGUUGUGGCGGAACGGAUCUCAUACGCGGUUGAGACCAGCGGGCUCCUGCCCGCGAACCACUUCGGAGCGAGGAAGAGACGAUCAGCUGAACAAGCGCUCUUGCUGCUUCAGGAACAUAUAUACAAAGCAUGGUGGGCUGGCAAGGUGCUUAGUCUGAUAAGCUUUGACGUGAAAGGAGCUUACAACGGAGUGUGCAAAGAGCGUCUGUUGCAAAGGAUGAUAGCAAGAGGCAUACCAGGCGGUCAGGUCCGAUGGACGGACGCCUUCUGUUCCGGCAAAACUGCUUGCGUGGUAGUAAAUGGACACACGUCAGAACGAAGAGAGCUGUCUCGGUCCGGUCUUCCUCAGGGAUCACCACUUUCGCCGAUCUUGUUCCUGUUCUUCAACGCAGAUUUAGUGCAAAGAAAGAUCAACGCUAAUGGUGGCUCGAUCGCCUUUGUGGACGACUAUACAGCUUGGGUGACCGGGCCAACGGCAGAUGACAACCGGGCUGACAUUCAAUCCAUCAUUGACGAUGCCCUCAAGUGGGAGGCACGCAGCGGCGCAACGUUUGAGGCAGAUAAAUCCGCAGUUAUUCAUUUCACAAGGACUGCUGCUCGUUCCAGUGACAAGCCAAUCUGA
Messenger RNA from Pochonia chlamydosporia 170, 1446 nucleotides. Its product is annotated as endonuclease/exonuclease/phosphatase. The record is from RefSeq and is a predicted model, not a curated record. Bases 1 to 1446 code for a protein of 481 amino acids. The transcript has 2 exons. NCBI's taxonomy places the organism in Eukaryota, Fungi, Ascomycota, Sordariomycetes, Hypocreales, Clavicipitaceae.